CUCCUAAUCAUGGCUCUGAUGGUGAAUGACACCUCAGCUCUCCCCAAUUAUGUCCCCCAUUACCUCCUGGCGAGCGACCCUUUUGCCUCCAAGCUGUCCAAGGAGGCCGACAUCGUGGCUGCUUUCUACAUCUGCAUUAUAGGGAUCAUGUCAGCCACAGGAAAUGGCUAUGUUAUAUACAUGACCAUCAAACGCAAGACAAAGCUAAGGCCGCCUGAGCUCAUGACAGUCAACUUAGCCAUCUUUGACUUUGGCAUAUCAGUCACAGGGAAGCCGUUCUUUGUGGCGUCCAGUUUCUCCCACCGCUGGCUGUUUGGCUGGGAGGGCUGUCGUUUCUAUGGCUGGGCUGGCUUCUUCUUCGGUGUUGGCAGCCUCAUCACCAUGACCGUAGUCAGCCUAGACAGAUACCUCAAGAUCUGCCAUCUCAGAUACGGGACAUGGCUAAAGAGGCAACAUGCUUUCCUGAGUAUGGUGUUUGUGUGGCUGUACGCAGGCUUCUGGGCCACCAUGCCCAUUGUGGGCUGGGGCAGCUACGCUCCCGAGCCCUUUGGCACUUCCUGCACUCUGGACUGGUGGCUGGCCCAGGCCUCUGUGGCGGGCCAGAGCUUCGUCAUUGCCAUCCUUUUCUUCUGCCUUAUCUUCCCCACCGGCAUCAUCGUCUUCUCCUACGUAAUGAUCAUCUUCAAGGUCAAGUCCUCAGCCAAAGAAAUCUCCCACUUUGACACCAGGAACAAGAACAGCCAUAAUAUGGAGAUUAAACUUACCAAGGUGGCGAUGCUGAUCUGUGCUGGUUUCUUGAUAGCAUGGAUCCCUUAUGCAGUGGUCUCAGUGGUGUCUGCGUUUGGCGAGCCCGACUCAGUGCCUAUCUCUGUCUCUGUGAUCCCCACUCUGCUUGCUAAGUCCUCUGCCAUGUACAACCCCAUCAUCUACCAGGUCAUCGACCUGAAACACUCCUGUGCAAAAUCCUCCUGUUUUCAAGUUCUGAAGAAGCGCACACAUUUAAAAAAGUCAAGGUUUUACACAAUUUCUGGCUCGAUUAAAGUCAGUCCGUCCAUAAAUGAGUCUCACAUUGAAAUAUGAGAGAAAGACAGUGGUAAUCUCCUGUGAUAUGACUCCUGUCCCCUCACCUGUCCAAUUACAACCCUGCUAUCAACUGCUAAAAUAUUGACCACCGCUCAUCACCCAGACCUACUGUACGUAACUCAGUCUUGCUGUAUCUAUGUUCCUGCUCCAAACAGCUCUCUGUACUCUGGCUGAUGUCAAGAAGUAUUUUUACACUUUGUACAGAUUGUGUAUUGUAACACCUGUGACAUGCAUAUUUUUAAGAAACUUAAACCUUUAUGUGCUCCUGUAAGAUCUAAAGUGUUGUUAAGAAGGAGUUAUGAUAUACAGAUGUUGGAUCUUAAUUUGACCAGUUUCGUUGCAGGAGUAAAAUAAUCCUGCAGCAGGAGGAUUUUAUUAUUCUAAAAAAAACGGAUAAUUUCUAACAGGAAAUUAGUUUUCAUAGUCUAUAGUAGGCUAUAGUUUAGGCGUGAGAUCUAGUGAUAGAAAGAGGAACUGCGGGUUUUCAGUGAAUUUAUGUUACUACUAGGCCUCUUUAAAAUUUCCUGUGGAGCAGAGUGAUCAAAUUAAGAUACCAUAUCUGUACAGAGAGCUGGAGAGACUGUGGUAUUGAUGUUGGGGUUAAGCAUUAUUCCCUGCUUCAGGCAGGUUUGACUGUAGCAGCACUUUUCAUCAACAAUCAAAGUCGUCAUAUGAUUCUUACUGUCACUGGAUACAUGUUCAGAGACGUUGUUGACAUCACAAAACAAAAUACAAUUUUAGCUCAUGCACAAACUGCAUGCUCCACUGUGAGGUAGCCACCAGCACAUGUAGUUAAUUGGACCAAAUAUCAAGUCACAGCACAACAAUGUCUGUUAAGAGUAGUGGCUAUGUGGUACAGCUAUGCUCCUGUCAUCGUUAUCCAUUCUGUGUGCACAGAUAUUAGUCUUUACGUCUCAUAUACAAAACAUUAAGAACACCUUCCUAAUAUUGAGUUGCACCCUCUCUUUUGCCCUCAG
Molecule: messenger RNA, 2060 nt
Organism: Coregonus clupeaformis (lake whitefish)
Lineage: Eukaryota; Metazoa; Chordata; Actinopteri; Salmoniformes; Salmonidae
Product: opsin-5-like
Exons: 6
Coding region: 10-1080 (356 amino acids)
Biological process (GO): G protein-coupled receptor signaling pathway; visual perception
Cellular component (GO): membrane
Molecular function (GO): G protein-coupled receptor activity
Source: RefSeq, a predicted model, not a curated record